AUGUUACGGGCUAUUCUUAUUUGCGAUAUUAUAAGAACCUUUGAAAAUGUCUCUCCUAGAACUCUGAUCUACUUUUUUCCAAUUCUGUUUGUCUCCUGCCAUAACAACCACUUUCGAGACCCCAAAUGUGUGUUCAAUUACACUGAAGUCACCUCGAAAACUAUAAAGUUCUUCCCGAAAUGUGUUACGGUAUACGGUAUUCUGGUGAUAAAUGAGAAGACUGAUUUGACGGUGUCGCAGUUGAAUGUGACGUUUAGUACUAUGACGACACUGAUUGGAGGGAUUAGGAUUGAGAAUACAAAUUUAACGGAUCUCAUUUUUUUAACAGUGGAUAAGCAAGAUGACUUUUUCAGUCUUUAUUGUGGAAAAUAUGGAAUCUUUAUCGAGAACAACAAGUACCUAACCAACGCUAGAAUACUGUGGCGAUUGUAUUAUUACGGCGAUGAAUCUGGUGCUGAGUGCACUUUCCAAGUGAUGAAUAACCCACAGUUGGAUGCUGAAAAUCUUUGUGAUUACGGUUAUAUGCCUUUGUAUAUGGAUUUAAAGGUUAAGGGGAAUUUGAGAGAUUGUGGGUGCCAAGGCGAUGAAAUCACCGAGUCCACCGCAAGCUCCUAUAAAAAUUGCACGAAAUUACUAAGAGGAUUCCGGCUGGAUAACGUCAUAAUUAUAGAAAACUUGCCCAGUUUCUCAAAUGUAAAACUCAUCAGAGGAGGGAUUGACAUCAAGAACAGUGGUGUUCAUAAUUUGUCAUUUUUCGAAAGUCUCGAUACGGUGAAGGUCAAUAAUGAGGGAGGUGGGCAGAAGUUGAUAUUGAAUCUAGAGAAUAAUCCGUUGCUGGAGAGAUUUGCGAUGCCGAAUUUGAGGUCUGAUCUUACGAUAGAUAAAGUUGGAAGAGGUGGCCGAAUUCUGAUGGCCUAA
Messenger RNA from Caenorhabditis remanei, 918 nucleotides. RefSeq lists its product as uncharacterized. Lineage: Eukaryota; Metazoa; Nematoda; Chromadorea; Rhabditida; Rhabditidae. The record is from RefSeq and is a predicted model, not a curated record. The transcript has 5 exons. The coding region runs from base 1 to 918 and encodes 305 amino acids.